GCACACACGACGUACACCGAGUCCAAUGGAUAAACUGCUCACCGAGUACUUGGCCACCGUGAAGCAGCAGCACGUUCUCCACGGUAUCCCUGAGGCCGAGAGUCAAUUUCUCUUGCAACAGGAAGCUGCCUCCAAGCGUCCAUACUGCGACCCUUCGUUUGGCCAAGUCGACGUCCUUGUCAUUGUGUCGGCCUUGGACGAGUGCACGAUCGCGUUGCAAGAGCUGGGCAAAGCCGACUUUGUCCAGCCGUUGGACUGGGACUUUUUGCCGUCGUCGGCCGUUCUCGCAACGGUGCGGUGCGUGCUGCUUCUGUUCAACCUAGAUGCCGGGAAAGCCUCUCCGGCGGUCGUGUGGUCGGGGCUCUGGGCGGCGUGGAUCGUCAAGAACAUAGACACUCACGUCGGCGGGUGGGAGUGGCUCGCCUCGAAUGAACCUGUGGGGCUGUUCACCAAACCAUACGAGCUGUGCACCGUCCAUUUACGAGCUGUCCAGACUAUCCAUCGGCCUGCCAUGUACGCCGUAGCCGACGACGACCCCUCCUGGCAGCGCAUGCCCGCGUACCUGUGUCUGCGCAACUGGGUGGCGGCGGCCGUGGCGUACUUGGACAUGAAGAUCCACUGCAUCCCUCCGUUUCCGUUGCAUGGGUAUGUGACGUCCGUGACGGCGCCACCGAAACGAACCCCCAAGGAAAACGUGUGGUUCACAGCGCUCACCGACGACCACGUGCCACUGUACUUUAACCGCCACCUGAAAACACUCACGUUGGAUAGGCCAGUGUACGGUAUACUGACACCAACACUUGGUGUUUGUAUGCGAUUGUAAUCGAAGGUGGCUUAGUGAGUUUGAUGGGGCCAACGUGGUCGUCCCGCGCACGAUUGAAGCGUGUAUGAUGGAGAUGCUUAUGGGAGACCCCGUCCUCCGCGCAGACGUGGAAGCCCGACGCGCGCAGAUGGACGUCGACCAGGACAAAGACAACGAAUGGGUCGAGUGUGUGGACGCGACGACGGGGACCCGGUUUUACUACAGCUUCCAGCGCGUCAAGCUCGCGUACACCCGCCCUGCGUCCAAGAAUAUCGUCAUCGCGGACAAGAGCGUGGCGUAUCGAUGCGUCCUGCACAUUCAGGCAGCGUACCGCAGGCGUCAAGCGAUGCAGUUCGUGAACCAAAAGCGCCAAAAGACGCGCAAAUUGCCUCGAUUCACAUCGCGGAAUUUCUUCUAACGGAAACAUGUAUAUAAAUGUAUGGAGAUGCCUACUCUGUCUUCUUCGGGUCGUUGAGAAGGGCGGCUUCCUUGGCCAGCCAGUUGCGACGCACGACCAAGCUCCACAGCAAGCACGGAAGGAACGGCGCAAACACAAUGUAGAACCCCUCGACAGAGUCCGUGUAUCGCUGGAUCACGAGCAGCAGCACAAAGAGAACCGUGCACAGACCAUAGACCCCCGCGACAAAGUUGUAGUUGAUGGUAUCCACUGGUGAAAGGAUGUUGCCCAUGGACGGUUGAGAUGGCAGCGGCGGCGUAGCAGCUGGAAG
This is a messenger RNA of Aphanomyces astaci, 1530 nucleotides long. RefSeq lists its product as hypothetical. The transcript has 3 exons. The record is from RefSeq and is a predicted model, not a curated record. The coding region runs from base 26 to 823 and encodes 265 amino acids. Lineage: Eukaryota; Oomycota; Saprolegniomycetes; Saprolegniales; Verrucalvaceae.